This is a messenger RNA of Clunio marinus, 186 nucleotides long. Lineage: Eukaryota; Metazoa; Arthropoda; Insecta; Diptera; Chironomidae. The record is from the annotation of a GenBank genome assembly.
AUGUCAGAAAGUAAUAAUCGAGAUCCACCUGCCUGUUUCGUAUCAAAAGCUUUUCACGGACAAUUCAUUCGUCAAAUCACUCUCAACCUCAAUACAGAGACAAAUUCGCAGUUGUCAUUGACUUUACGUGGGUGGAACGUUCAGAACAACUGUGAAGUUCGAGGAAGGAAUAUAUUGAAAAGGUGA